Messenger RNA from Alternaria alternata, 240 nucleotides. Its product is annotated as heterokaryon incompatibility. The record is from RefSeq and is a predicted model, not a curated record. The annotation marks the transcript as partial. The transcript has a single exon. Lineage: Eukaryota; Fungi; Ascomycota; Dothideomycetes; Pleosporales; Pleosporaceae.
UACGACGCGCUUUCGUACGCUUGGGGAACUGCGUCGCCUUCUGCCAAAUGUAUUUGCGACGGCAAUAAGAUACUCUUACGUGAUAAUCUCGACUCUGCACUCAAAUACCUUCGAAAGCCACAAGAUACGCGAUAUGUUUGGAUCGACUACCUUUGCAUCAACCAGGACGAUCUAGUCGAGAAAGCUGCUCAGAUACCUUGGAUGAAAAAUAUCUUUUCCAAAGCGAGUACAGUGAUUGUG